This is a messenger RNA of Cyanistes caeruleus (blue tit), 2010 nucleotides long. The record is from RefSeq and is a predicted model, not a curated record. NCBI's taxonomy places the organism in Eukaryota, Metazoa, Chordata, Aves, Passeriformes, Paridae.
GAGAACCUCUUAAUUCGCAGUCUCCAACAACAAUUAAGGUGAGUGUUCCUAGACUUGCAAGAGGCUUCAUGGACUCCUGCCAAGUGUAUGUGCAGGGUCUGGAUGAGUGAUCCACGAUCUUCCUGGUGCUGGGUGAUGCAUUAGAGAUUGCCAUCAGCUACCAGUGCCCAUCCAGGAGACAUUGUUUCCCCAUCAACAUUCUUCCCUAAUUCAGGUAGCCAGCUACCACAGAACGCUUGUAACAAUGCAGGUGAGCUGUGCAAGGAAACGCCACCCUGGAUCUGGCCUUGGGGUGAGUUUGAGGCUUGGGGAGCCAGGAGGGUGUCAUUACUGAGAGUCUGGACAUUUCUUGAAGUUUUUCCAUUCCCAGGACAGCUGGUGACCAUGAGUAAGGCCAUGACCCUUCAGCAAUGUGUGACACCAGUGAGGGGUAGCAGCUCUUCAUUCUCUGCUCUCUGCAAUCUGUCACAACAAACAAGACAUGGAAGGAGUGUCAUAAUGCUCCAGAUCAUGAAGUGUUCCUGAGAAAGCACUGGUGUGAUGCUUGGAGAGGAGUCAUGAGCAGCAGAGAACACUGGGCCGGUCACAGUCAGCCCAUCUGUGACAUCAUCCUCCACAGUUCAGUUAUGCACAGGAGAUGUCUCUCCCAAUGUUCCACUGACCUCUGCAGACAUCAGGGGCACCUGCAGCUCCACUUUCCACUUCUUGUCACUGAUGUCUUCUGCUUACCAUAGCCAUGGAUCCAUUCACUCAGAUUUCAUGGUUUGGUGAUGCCCUCCUUUCAGGGGUGCAGCGGGGACUCCUGCAGAGGGCAGCCUCCAACUAGCAGUCAGCAAGAGGGCCAGGGGCACAAGAGCCACAGGGGCAGACAACACACUGUAAUAUCACUGGGUGCUGGAGGUACUGUCAGAACCUGGGCCAGCCUGUGGAAACAAGCACACAUGGCCACAGGGAAGGAGUGGAGCUGCCCCAUCUGCUUCGAUGUACCAGAUGACAUCGCUUACGCAAUGCCCUGUGGCCACCAAUUCUGCCUUGGCUGCAUCCUGCGUUGGACAGAAAGAAAUCCUGCCUGCCCACUCUGCAGAAGUUCCAUCUUGACAGUGAAGUUUUCUGAUCGUGGUGGAGAUGACUACCUACACUGUAUCAUCACACCUCCUGGAGGGUUGCCAGAGACCAGCAGCCAGGCAGCAGAACCUCCUAGAGGCCAGGCUGAAAGCAGACCCCUUGGCCCUGCAGAUUCCCUUGAUUCUUCUCCACAAGAAGAAACAACCCCUGCUGAACAGCAGGCUGCAGGACCAGAGGCUGUGGGUGGCAUCCUGCCCGAGCUUUGGGCAGAACUUUUCCGAAGACGACGGAACCUCCUGGACCCUGUGCGUCCGUGGCUGCGCCAGGGGCUGGAGAUAAUAUAUGGGGGCAAGUGGUAUCAAGUGAAGAGUGCAGAGAGUGGCAUCGUGCUUGCACUCUGUGUCUAUGGUCCAGACAGGGAAGUCUUGAUCCAGAGAUUACAGCCCCGUCUCCAGCAAUACACUACACCACUGGUCCAUGGCAUCCUCAACAUCAUUGAGAACCAGUGCAGUGAGGAGGUUUGGAGGCUGCGGCACUCUCCUCACACUGGCAGGGAGGAGGAUGAGAUCCCUGCUGCCAGCUCUGAUCCCCCUGCUCCCCAGGAGGGUGCUCUCACCAUCAGCCAGGCCUCAUCCAGUGGCAUCGCAAAUUUCAACACUGAGGAGGAAGCCAGAACAUCAGACACUGCCCUCCAUGGACAUCCCAGCCACACCCCAUCUGUGUCUAUCCCUGCAGAGCAGGAAGAGGUGGGGGAGACAAGAGUGGCUGCAGGUUCCUUUGCUCCUGGCCAUGACAGUGACCAUGCACCUGCGACAUCCCGGUGCCGCCGAAAGAGGAGGUCUCCUAGGUCACCUGAUGCCUCCCACUCCAGAAAGAGGCAGCGCCAUGAUCAGCUCUAGAAGGGCAAGAGCAAGCCUUUACUCAAGAAAAAGGAAAUAAAUGGCU